Penicillium alfredii is the source of this 1011-nucleotide messenger RNA. RefSeq names its product FAD-dependent oxidoreductase. The coding region runs from base 1 to 1011 and encodes 336 amino acids. The transcript is spliced from 7 exons. Gene Ontology annotation, molecular function: D-amino-acid oxidase activity; FAD binding. Lineage: Eukaryota; Fungi; Ascomycota; Eurotiomycetes; Eurotiales; Aspergillaceae. The record is from RefSeq and is a predicted model, not a curated record.
AUGCCGAAAAUCACUAUCGUCGGGGCCGGUAUCACCGGCAUGGCUAUCGCAAGCAUGCUGUCACGUUCGAACGACGUGACAAUCGUUGCUCGGAACCUUCCUGGAGAUGGUGAGAGUCGGGAGUGGGCGAGUCCUUGGGCGGGCGCUUGCUUCCUCGGGCUGGAUGGAUCUACUCCAUUUGAGCAGAAACUCCAGACAGAUUCUUUCUCCUACUUAUGGAGUCUGGCGAAGAGCAACCCAGAAUCCAGCGUCCGGAUUAUCGAGAUGCAUGACCUUCAAGACGAUACACCACUGGAGAAGAUUUGGUAUCGUGAUUUGAUGCCAGAGUUCCGUGUCAUGUCGCCGAGAGAGCUGCCAGAAGGCACGACGGUCGGAACGAGCUACAAAUCCGUCGUCAUCACACCGGCGGUUUUCCUUCCUUGGCUUCGCAAGAAGCUUGAGGCUGCCGGCGUGAACUUCGUCCGGAAAGAUCUCAAGUCACUUUCAGACCUGAAAGGCUUUGGCCACGAGGUUCUCGUGAAUGCUACGGGCUUCGGGUCAAAGUUCCUCGCUGAUGUUGCGGACCAGACCGUGCAACAGAUCCGCGGUCAGACGGUGCUCGUGAAGACACCACAUGAUAAGAUUUUCAUGCGCCAUGGAAAGGAUUACACAUAUGUUAUACCGCGGCUUGAUGGGACGGCUAUCCUCGGGGGUAUCAAGCAAGUGGACCAGACGUAUCCGGAAGUCGACCAAGAUAUCAAAUUGGACAUUCUACGACGCGUUCAUGAAAACCUACCGCAGGUCUUCCCUGGCACCCAGCCGGAAGACUUCGACAUUAUUCGCGAUAACGUGGGUAUCCGACCGGGACGAACAGGAGGCGUACGAGUGGACAAGGAAAUCGUCGACGGGGAGAAGAUCGUUCACGCAUACGGUACAGGAGGGGGUGGUUAUGUGUUUAGUUUUGGGCUGGCAAGAGCUGCUGGGACGAUGGUGAACGAUUUCUUGUUCGCACCACCGAAAUCGCGGCUGUAG